AUGGUCUCGGAUUCAGUCAGGAAAGCCCCGCAGACAGUCGAAAAGGUAGCCAAGAUUCCCGCCGUCAUUCGUGUCUUGGAGGGGCUAACUCAUAAGCAUAGUUUUCCGCCCGAUCGCAUCACCUCAGCCGCAAAGGAUCGAAAUCUAACGGUUGAGGAGAUGGGCGGGAAUGCGCAGAUAUUGAACGAGCUGCAAUCAAACCUUUUACCUUCGAUCAGCGAUCAGCUCGGCUCGCUGUUAGGCUCGUUGGACUUGAUAGAUUCCGAUAAGAAUCCAGAGCCGGACAUCGACUUGACUCUGGAGAUCUUAUCCAGCCUCGAUCAGACUUUAGAGAGCACUUCUCAUGACACCUUCCUCCGAUGCUGGAUCAUCUCGAGUCUUUCCGAACAAGAUUCUUGGACUUGGAAGGAGGCGUCCAGUUCGAGGGAAGUGAUUCGGUUUACGACAGCUUAUGCCCAACAUCAGAUCGAUCAGACGAUCGGAUGGUCACGACAAUCAGACUGGGCUAUCAUCCAUCAAGACUAUCUAUUGGGAGCCGAGUCAUUUGAUAAGGUUCUAGAGCUGUUGACGAGUGUGACAGAUAUCCGUUGGAUGAUCCAAUCGACCGGACAAGCCGAUCCGAGCCAUAGUAUCGAGACCGAUCCCGAGGAGAGUGAGGCCGGAGGAGAUGGAUCGAUGGUUGAUGAAGUAGCUAGGUUCGCGAUCACGCUGGUGAAAUUAGGAAGACUGCUGUUGAGGAAGACAGCUGAAGCGAUUCGGAAGGAACUACUACUUGUGGAUGGACGCAGUUCAAAAGGAUUAAUAAAGCGGUUACACCAGGCCCCCGGAUGGAUCGUUGGGCCUCUUGAGUAUCUUGCCCGGAUCCUGAAAACACCCCAUGAAGCAGUCGACAAGCUCCCGAACGCAAUGGCAUUGGUUCUGAGAGUUCUAGAUUCUCAUCUGAUUCCAUCUCUUGGCCGAAUUGAAGGUGAUUUGAUAGCUAUUACGCCUGACUUGAAGUCUUUGUUUCCUAGCUUUGAACAGUUGUGGGAUCUGGGUCAUGAUCUCACCCCAGAGCUUUCUGAGGGUCAAGUCAAGGACCUCAUCCUGAAGUCAGAAUCCGGUACCAAGGACCUCAUCCUCGAGUCAGAAUCCCGUACCAAGGACCUCCUGGAUGCCCAAUCCCUCAAGGCCAGUAAGGCCCUUGAAGUGGACCACAAAUCUGCUGAUGGCAUCUUUAUUGAACUCCAAGCAGACAUAGCCAACAUCCAAGCAACAGGGCCAGGCCGAGGAGAGGGUGUCAUAGGAACUCAGUAG
Molecule: messenger RNA, 1296 nt
Organism: Puccinia graminis f. sp. tritici CRL 75-36-700-3
Lineage: Eukaryota; Fungi; Basidiomycota; Pucciniomycetes; Pucciniales; Pucciniaceae
Exons: 6
Coding region: 1-1296 (431 amino acids)
Source: RefSeq, a predicted model, not a curated record